Cornus florida is the source of this 1131-nucleotide messenger RNA. RefSeq lists its product as uncharacterized. The record is from RefSeq and is a predicted model, not a curated record. NCBI's taxonomy places the organism in Eukaryota, Viridiplantae, Streptophyta, Magnoliopsida, Cornales, Cornaceae. The transcript is spliced from 4 exons. Bases 226 to 636 code for a protein of 136 amino acids.
GCAACUGCUAAGUAGUAAGGUUGAAUAAUGGGCUCAAAUUUAGUGAAUAAGGGUUUAUUAUGGGCUCCAUAUUCAGUGGUCUAGGCUGAAACAUUUUUGGGUUUUAAACCCAAAAUUUUAGUAGUCUCUGAGUGCCUCAACUCUCAACCAAUUCACCGCUUUAUCGAAACAGGAGAGAGAGAGAGAAGAGAGUGAGAUUAGAGAAAGGGGGUUUCAGAGAUUUUGAUGUCUGCAAUACAGAGAACGCUUCGCAGCAUCCAGACGGCCGUGGAGAGUCCUCGACUCACUAAAUUCUCUCUUCACCCUCCUAAGAGUGUGGAGGUGGAAUUUGCCGAUGGUAGUGCGUAUAAUUUGUCAGCCGAGUUCUUGAGAAUACAUAGCCCAGCAGUCGAUAGUAAGAUUAGAUCAGUUGGUGGUGAAAAGGUGAUAGCUGGACGUCGCCAUGUGGGGAUUAUGUCUGCAGAACCCAUAGGAAACUAUGGGGUAAGGAUACUUUUUGACGAUUUGCAUAAAACUGGGAUCUAUACAUGGGAUUAUUUCUAUCAUCUUGGGAGCAACAAGUUCACCCUUAUGAGAAAUUAUGUUAAAACCCUAAAGAAGCAUGGACUCAACCGGGAUCCACCCAGAAGAAAAUGAUGGAUAAAUUUCUCUCUCUAGUGGUCAGUUGACUUGCAGAGUUACAUCGGAUAACAUGAUAUGAGUUGGCAUGUGCAACAACACGUGAUAAUUUGCUUCAGUCAAGUAAAACAGGUGGUGUUUAAGCACAAGUUUGGUUGUAAUUGUUAUAUGAGGACACGGUUACGCAAUAUUCUGUAUUCACCGUCUCUGUACAAGGUCAUGUAGGGCUAUAAAAAAUUCUCUCCAUAAUCAUCUUCUUCUGCUGCCUGUUUAGGUUUGCAUAUAAAUUCGUUCCGGCUUGUCUGACGUUUUCAGUUUUAGUUGCUGGUAAGCAUAUGAUUACUUCAGGGAAAGGUUUGGCAAUCACACAUUUUACAUCUCUUACUCUAAUUCAGUUUACCGAUAAUGAAUUGGAUCUUGUUGUAUCAAUCAAGUACAUUUUCUCUGGGGAGUGAGGAACUGCAGUCUAUGUUUCACAUCUUAAAUGUUGACAUUUAUCAUUUUACUCUUAAA